This is a messenger RNA of Physcomitrium patens, 1728 nucleotides long. Its product is annotated as rhodanese-like domain-containing protein 7. The record is from RefSeq and is a predicted model, not a curated record. NCBI's taxonomy places the organism in Eukaryota, Viridiplantae, Streptophyta, Bryopsida, Funariales, Funariaceae.
CGUCUUCAGCAAAUAGAACGUUAUCAAUGUGGUUAUAUAGUGUGGAGGUGUGAAUAGGUUCGGUUGAGCACACAACCUCCAACAAUAUGCAAGAGUUUCCUGCUCAGAACUAGGGUUUGGCUCUUGCAAGGAAGUGGAAUCACGUUCGCCUGAAUGCUUGUAGUGCAGCGUAGACUCGUGGCGCGAGUUUGGCAUAUGGCUGCGUUUCACAGCCUGAGACCUUCUCUUGUCUCCGUCUCGCAAGCAGUGAUUUGUCGAGGUCGCAGUGUCGCUGAAUUUGGGCGCCUGCAGGCGCAUGAGGCAGCUUGUAGGGUGCAUAAGGGGGCAUGGUCGUCGUGUCUUCACAUUUCGAGAGGGGCGGUGAGGAGUGUUAGUGGCAGUGCAAUGACGCACAAGGAGGUGCAGGAGGAGGAGGAGGAGGAGGAGGAGAAGGGCGAGGUGUCCAGUAGUGGGAGUGGAGCCCCAAAGCGAGCUCCCCUUGUAGUGUUAUCGUUUUAUAAGUUCGCGGACCUGCCGGAUUAUGAGCAGAUGCGUGCUCCAUUGAAAGAGCUUUGUGAGACUAAUUUUGUGUCAGGAGGUAUUAUAUUGGCUCCAGAAGGAAUCAAUGGAAGUAUUUGCGGGACACGAGAGGCUGUGGAGGUAGUUAUGUCUGCUAUCCAGAGUGAUGAACGAUUAGCUGGUCUCCGACGAACAGAAGCUCCUGCAGAUCUUGAAGACGAAGAAAUUCACCACGGUCACAGUAGCAAGUCUCCCCUUGGUGCCGGCGAAAAUGCUCCUUUUAGAUGGGAUCACGUCCGUGUGAAGCUGAAAAAAGAGGUGGUAUCGAUGGGUUUACCAGACGUGAACCCUGCUAAGAAAGUGGGAAAAUAUGUGAAGCCCAAGGACUGGAACAAACUCAUAAGCGAUCCGAACACGGUAGUUGUUGAUGUCAGAAAUUCGUAUGAGAUUCGUGUUGGGAAGUUCAAGCGAGCUGUUGAUCCACAAACCGAUUCCUUUAGGCAGUUCCCUGCCUGGGUUGACCAGAAUCUUGGGUACAGUGAUCAUUCUGGCCUAUCAAGUGGUGCUCACCAAGGUCAGGUAGAAGAGCCCAUGCAGUUUCUAGACGAGAUCAGGGAUACUUCUUGCGAAGAGACUACAGAGCUUAGAAGUCCACAGCGAAUCGCCAUGUACUGCACAGGUGGCAUUCGGUGUGAAAAGGCAACCUCAUAUCUGGUGGAGCAUGGAUUUGACGAGGUGUACCAUCUGGAAGGAGGUAUUCUUAAGUAUCUAGAAGAGACACCACCAUCUGAGAGUCUCUGGGAAGGAGAUUGCUUUGUUUUUGAUAAAAGAGUUGCUGUAGGACACGCACUGAAGCAGGGAACUUACAGGUUGUGCUAUGCCUGCAAGGAGCCCGUCAACUCUACAGACAUGGAGUCUCCACUUUGGGAAGAAGGUGUCUCAUGUCCUUACUGCUAUUUUAAGAAGUCUGAAGCUGAGAGAGCUAGAGCUAGAGCUCGCCAUGAACAGUUUUUACAUUGGGGAGUAAUUGGGGGUCCAGAUAAAGGACGCAAACCGACACAGUCAACUACGAACUCUGGAGAUACCUGAAUGUUCUCAGCACAUCCCUCUUUAAAUAUCACAGUAAAGAUUCUACGAAAGCCUCCCGGUUUUAGAAUUUCAAGGACAAAAAAAGAUAUUGAUCGUGCGUUCCUAUCAUGAAUGCAUCAUCAUCCAGACAUUGCCCAUGCA